Messenger RNA from Acanthosepion pharaonis, 753 nucleotides. Lineage: Eukaryota; Metazoa; Mollusca; Cephalopoda; Sepiida; Sepiidae. The record is from the annotation of a GenBank genome assembly.
AUGUUUUCUUUUCUUUCAGUUGAGAAAUAUAUUCUGGCGUUGACAGUACAGAUUAAGCACUUGAAGCUGCAAGCGGACGCUUUCGCUCGCUCUCUCUCUCUCUCUCUCUCUCUCUCUCUCUCUCGUCGACUGGUACGACUCAUUUACAACCUGAUUACUGACUUCUCCCCCUCAUUACUAAACGAGCAGUCUCUUCUUACCAAUUGGCGCAACUGCAAGUUAACUUCUUCUACGUCCGAGGCGCAAACUCAACUCCAACUGCAACUUCUCUCUCGCCGUCCGGCCUGCAACUCUUCUGCCUGUCCGGCCUGCAACUCUUCUGCCUGUUCGGCCUGCAACUCUUCUGCCUGUCUGCUCGUUUUUCUUCUUCUUCUUCUUCUUCUUCUUCUUCUUCUUCUUCUUCUUCUUCUUCUUCUUCUUCUUCUUCUUCUUCUUUUCCGCUUCCCCCUCUUCUUCUUCUUCUUCUUCUUCUUCUGCUGCUGCUGCUGCUGCUGCUCUUCCUCGGCCUCUUCUUCUUCUUCUUCUUCUGCUGCUGCUGCUACUACUCUUCCUCGUCCUCUUCUUCUUCCUCUGCUGCUGAUGAUAAUGAUGCUUCUCUUUUUCCUCCUCCUCCUGUUCUUCUCCUUCUUCUUCUUCUUCUGCUUCUCCACUUCCUCCUCCUCCUAUUCUUCUUCUUCUUCUUCUUCUUCUUCUUCUUCUUCUUCUUCUUCUUCUUCUUCUUUCCUCGUCCUCUUCUUGUUCUUUGUUCCCUGA